Molecule: messenger RNA, 3390 nt
Organism: Mustela erminea (ermine)
Lineage: Eukaryota; Metazoa; Chordata; Mammalia; Carnivora; Mustelidae
Gene: EGFL6
Product: EGF like domain multiple 6
Exons: 12
Coding region: 1376-3037 (553 amino acids)
Cellular component (GO): membrane
Molecular function (GO): calcium ion binding
Source: RefSeq, a predicted model, not a curated record
UGAUGCAUGUAGAUGGUUAGGACGGGGCCUGUCACUCUUCUCUAGCAACAGCUCAACGGCCUAACUGGUUUCUAACCAAGGACACUGAAUCCAUCAGGAUACCUUCAACCAUAAAACCAAAGAUCCAAUUAAACACAAUUUAGGCCAGUAGGGAGAUCCAUUAUGGUGUAAAUGAAGACUCUCCAGCAAGCCUCUUCCUGGUCUAAACUUCUUACAUUUUCUUGGCUAGAAUUAAGGCAUAUACCCACUAUAUAACCACGAAUCAAGCUCAUCAAGACGAAUUCCUCUUUCUUCAUACUCUUCAUUUUAUAUCUAACCCUAGUCGUAGGGGUGUUGGAGAACUAUUGCCGUGUAAUGGAUUGUCACAAUAAGCCUCAGGAGCUUGGCGGGCACCGCUGACCUUGGCUGAGCUCAUUCAUGUAUCUGUGGGUUGGACGGCUCUGUUCCACCUGUUCCUCGUUCUCCUUGGGCUACAAUGCUGGCUGGGGGCAUGGUCUUCUGCAUCCCGGAGAGAGGCUCAGGUGUCGUAUGACCUACGCUUGGAACUGGCAACUUGGUUAACUUCUGCACUUCUGCCAUUGGUCAAAGCAAGUCACAGCCAAGUCCCAAGAACAGUGUGGGGAGCUAGGCUCUCCCCACUGUGAAACGAAAGGGUAUGGAUUCAGGGAAGGGUUGGAGGAGGCGCCAGAUGCGUGUCCGCCACUAGUUUCUGCCCUGGGAAUUACAUUUCACUGUCGUCCGGUGGUCCCUCGUGAGUGAGCUGUUGCAAAUGAGCAUGGAAGGUCACGUCCGAUGAAGGGGUUGCCCAGGACUUGGUGAGCUUCCAACUCCAGCAGCCCAGCCCGUGAUUUGCAGUUUGUGGAAGAACACCUAGCAGAGUACGAUGAGAAACGAAACGAAAGGAGUGUGGAAGUGUUCUGAACUAGCACCCUUGUUUCCUGCUUGGACUCACCCAGAUUCUGAAAUCCGAGCGCAGGUAUCACGGAAACCUGCGGCAAAGCAGCGGUCUGCAACAGAUGGCGCGACCUGGCGUGACUGACCAGAGGGAAGUGCUCGGAGUCUGCGGGAAGUUUCUGUGUGAGCAGAGCGCGGAGGAGGAUGCGCGGGUCGUGCUGGAGGCGGGUCCCAGCCAGAUGUGCGCGGCCCGCCCCGCCUCCCCUCGCGCGCCGGCCCCGCUGCGCCCGGAGAGGAGCUGCCGCGCGCCUCACCAGGGCGCCCCCGCCGCCCGCUGGGACCGCGCCCGGGAGGAGCCGAGGCCCCGAGCGGCCAAGGGAGAGCGGAGGCGGCCGGCCCGCAGCGCCCCGGGGCCCGCGACCUCCCGAGAGGGGGUUCAGGAGGAGCGGCGGGACGCGACGGAGGGAGGCCCCGCGCGAAGAUGCCGCCGCACUGGGCCCUGGCGCUCCCGCUGCUGUUCCCCUGGGUGGCAGGUGGAUUAGGGAACGCGGCCAGUCCAAAGGAUCAUGGGCUGUCCCCGCCGGCGCUGCAGCCUGGGGUCUGUCGCUACGGGACCAAGCUGGCCUGCUGCUAUGGCUGGAGAAGGAACAGCAAGGAAGUCUGUGAAGCUACGUGUGAACGUGGGUGCAAGUUCGGUGAGUGCGUGGGACCAAACAAAUGUCAAUGCUUCCCAGGAUACACCGGCAAAACCUGCAGUCAAGAUGUGAACGAGUGUGGAGUAAAGCCUCGGCCGUGCCAACACCGAUGUGUGAAUACGCACGGCAGCUACAAGUGCUUUUGCCUCAGCGGCCACGUGCUUAUGCCGGACGCCACAUGUGCGAACUCCAGGACGUGUGCCAUGGUGAGCUGCCAGUAUGCCUGUGAGGACACGGAGGAGGGGCCGCGCUGCCUGUGUCCGUCCCCGGGCCUCCGCCUGGCCCCCAAUGGAAGAGUUUGUACAGACAUUGACGAAUGUGCCUCCGGUAAAGCCGUGUGCCCUUACAAUCGAAGAUGUGUGAACACAUUCGGAAGCUACUACUGCAAAUGUCAUGUUGGUUUCGAACUGAAAUACACCAGGGGCCGGUAUGACUGUGUAGAUAUAAACGAGUGCGCCAUGAAUACCCAUACGUGCAGCCUCUACGCCAAUUGCCUCAAUACCCAAGGGUCCUUCAAGUGUAAAUGCAAGCAGGGGUACAAAGGCAGCGGACUUAAGUGUUCUGUUAUCCCUGAAAAUUCUGUGAAGGAAGUCCUCAGAGCACCUGGUACCAUCAAAGACAGAAUCAAGAAAUUGCUGGCUCACAAAAACAGCAUGAAAAAGAAGGUAAAAAUUAAAAAUGUCAUCACAGAACCUUCUGGAACUCCUGCUCCUAAGGUUAACUUGCGACUCCUCAACUCUGAAGAGACUGUUUCCAGAGCUAGGAACUCUAAUGGAGGAAAAAAACAGAAGGACGGGAGAAAGAAAGAGGGGCUUGAGGAUGAGGAAAAAAAUGAGAAAGCCCUGAAGAACCACAUAGAAUGGGAGCAAAGCCUUCGAGGAGAUGUGUUCUCCCCUAAGGUGAAUGAAGCAGGCGGAUUGGGUCUGGUUCUGGUCGAUGGAAAACUUACAUCCAGACUCGAACACAAAGCAGAUUUAAAUAUCUCAGUUGACUGCAGCUUUGACCAUGGGGUCUGUGACUGGAAACAGGAUAUAGAGGAUGACUUUGACUGGAAUCCUGCUGAUCGAGAUAAUGCUGUUGGCUACUAUAUGGCAGUUCCGGCCGUGGCAGGCCGGAGGGAUAUCGGCCGCUUGAAACUCCUCCUCCGAGACCUGCAGCCCCAAAGCAACUUCUGUUUGCUCUUCGAUUACCGGCUGGCCGGAGAAAAAGUCGGGAAGCUUCGAGUGUUUGUGAAAGACAGUAACAAUAUCCUGGCCUGGGAGGAGACCGGAAGUGAGGACGAGAGGUGGAAGACUGGGACAGUCCCGUUGUAUCAAGGGAUCGCCACUACCAAGAGUAUCAUUUUUGAAGCAGAACGUGGCAAAGGCAAACGCGGGGAAAUUGCAGUGGACGGCGUCGUGCUGCUCUCAGGCUUGUGUCCAGAUGACCUUUUAUCUGCGACUGGCUGAAUGUUACUCUGGUCUUCUGUGUCUUUAUGUUUGGCUUCUUAUGUCCGUUCUCUGUUUUCUGAUACAACAUCAUAGAUCGCCCCACUGUAGAAAUAACAAAAUGAAAAUUCAUAACCUACCAACAGAAACAUUAUUGUAAGAUGUCUUUCUUGUGGAAGAUGUGCCAAUAGGUGCCUUUCAGUAUAGUACCACUCAUUCAUUUCUGAAUUUAUAAAAUGUGGAAGUGUGGAAAAAGCUCAGCUUUCCUCCCCUCUCCCCCCAGCACCCCAUCCUCCAGUGUAUCUGAUUUGUCUCCAUGAAUUGAUGGACCUCUAUAAAACAUUUUUAGAAUUAAAAAAAAAAAAAAAGACAAA